AUGACUUCUCAAUUGAAUUCUUAUUUCAUAACCAAAGAAAAUUAUCAACAGUUCAAUGUAAAAUAUACAAUCUAAUUAGAAUAUUGCCUUUGUAAGAUUUGAUGAUAAUUCCUAUUAACCUCAACAACUUAAAUCUAUAUUAUAACAUAAUAAAAUUUAGAUCCAUGUAUUCUUGAUUAUUAUUUCUAGCAUAAUCCUAAACCAGAUGAAAUCAAAUAUAAAAGAAAUAAAAAACAAUCUAGUUGCAUUCCAUUUUAAAUAAAUGUACCAUAGUAAACCUCAAAUUCAACCUUAACCAAAUUUACUUAAUCCACUUUAAAACCUUCUUUAAAUAAACCAAUACCAAAUGAAGAUAUAAAUUUAAAAGAUUCAGCCGUCUGGGAAAGAAAAGAUUAUUAAAAUUAAUAAGUUACUUUUGAAUCCUUUCUAAAUCAAUAAAAUAUAUCCAGAAAUAACUCUAUUGAUAGUAAUAAUAAAACUUAAUUCAAAAAAAACCAUAGAUAAUACAGUCAUGUAGUUUAAGGUAAUUCAGGAACAUAUUUUAUGAUUUCUAAUAUCCAUUAAAAUAAAAAUAAUCAUAACAAUACUACAAAUUCGUAUUAUUCUAAUUGUGAUAAGUAUUGAAUUAAAUGAUUAUUUCUAGCUGCAAUUCAUAAAGGGAAGAGAAUAAAGUUGAAAAAUUAAAUGUUCUUAAGGUUUCAAAUUAGGAUAUUUCUUCUAAUUAAUUAAGUGACAGAACAAUCAAAAAGUAAAGUCCAAACAACAAUUUAUUAAAACAUAAGAAAAAUAGUCGAUGCAUUUCAAUGGGAGAAUAAAAAUAAUUAGGACUAACUCUAGAAUGUGAUGAAUCAAGCAUAACUAUUUUAAGUGAUAAUGCAAAUUAAACCAAAUCAAAAAAUAUUUAGAUUAACUAAACUAUUCUUUAAAAUGAAAUUGAUAAAGAUUCCUAAAUUGGUGGGUUUUCUUCAGAAACUCUAUAAGCUUUGAUGCUUUAAGAAAUAGAAAACUUUCCAAAUCCUGAUUAUAUGGUUUAAAUUUAAACUCAAAUAAGUCCAAAAUUCAGGGCCAUUUUAAUGGAUUGGAUGAUUGAUGUUUGUUCUGUCUAUUAAAUGAAAAGAGAUACUUAUUAUUUGGCUGUUGCAUAUGUUGAUUGUUAUCUAUCUAAAAAAGACAUCCCAAAAGUUGAUGUAUAAUUAUUAGGUACAGCUUCAAUGCUUAUUGCAUCUAAGAUGGAGGUAUCUUUAUUUAGUAUAUCUGAGGAAGUAGAGGCCAAACAUGUAAGUGAGUUUGAAAAAGCUGCUAAUCAUGGAUAUACUAUUGAUUAAAUUUAUUAAAUGGAAAUAAAUAUAUGCACUGUUCUACAAUGGCAUUUGAAUCUCCCUACAAUUAAUCUAUGGAUUGAAUUCUAUACUAAUUAAUGGGAUAAUUUUAUGACUGAUACUCAGAAAUAAUUUAGAGCUAAUAAUACAGCUUCAUACAAAUGUAAAUUCUAUAUAUUAUUCAAGUAAUUUUAAAAUUGCAAGCAUAUAUUGAUUGUUGCUAUUUAGAUAUAUAAACUUUGAAUUAUAAACCAAGAACUUUAGUAGCAUCAUUUAUGUAUUUAAUCUUAGCUAUUGAAUAUCAAUAAUUCACUAAAGAAUAAAUCUUCUAUGAAAUUCCGAAGACUAGCAAAUUUAUUCUACUUGAUUGUAAUCCUUUUUUUAAUUAAUAGCUUAGAAAUCAUUUAAUAAACUAUUUACUGAAUUUGUUUAAUUUAGUUUUGGUUUCAAUCUAGUAGAUCUUAUUGAGGUAAUCAAAUAUGCGGCAAAGUUUAUCAUGCUUGAUUUUAAAUUUAGUGACACUAUUUAAGAUAAAAUUAUAUCAGUAUUUUUAUUAUUAACAUAUUUAGAGACAUGAAGAUUUACUUAUAUACUAGAAAUAUAAUUAAUCAGGACUUUUGUACAUUUAAAAUAAACUUCAAAAGUGA
Molecule: messenger RNA, 1966 nt
Organism: Paramecium sonneborni
Lineage: Eukaryota; Ciliophora; Oligohymenophorea; Peniculida; Parameciidae
Source: the annotation of a GenBank genome assembly